Molecule: messenger RNA, 1176 nt
Organism: Camellia sinensis
Lineage: Eukaryota; Viridiplantae; Streptophyta; Magnoliopsida; Ericales; Theaceae
Product: putative aquaporin TIP1-1
Biological process (GO): water transport; transmembrane transport
Cellular component (GO): plant-type vacuole membrane
Molecular function (GO): water channel activity
Source: RefSeq, a predicted model, not a curated record
GCACACAUACUAGUGACACAUCCUCACUAAUAUUUGCAACCCUCUCCAAAACCCUUAUCACCACCACUCGCCGCCGUGUAAUUCUCAAAACCACCGGCGAUGCCGAUCCGUCAGAUAGCAGUCGGGCGGUACCAGGAGGAGACCCACCCGAACACACUCAAAAUGGCGUUGGCGGAGUUCAUAAGCACACUCAUUUUUGUAUUCGCCGGUGAAGGGUCCGGCAUGGCGUUCAGCAAGUUGACAGACGGCGGCUCCACCACCCCAGCCGGGUUGGUGGCCGCCGCGUUGGCCCAUGCUUUCGGGCUUUUCGUGGGGGUGGCAGUGUCGGCCAAUAUCUCUGGCGGCCAUGUCAACCCGGCGGUCACUUUCGGUUUGUUCAUCGGUGGGAAUAUUACUCUCCUCCGUGGUAUUCUCUACUGGAUUGCUCAGCUACUUGGCUCCACUGUCGCUUGUUUGCUCCUCAAGUUCGCUACUGGCAACAUGAUCACGUCAGCAUUUUCGAUAUCAUCCGGAGAGUCAGUAUGGAACGCGUUCGUAUUGGAAAUCGUCAUGACCUUCGGUUUGGUUUACACCGUUUACGCCACUGCCGUUGACCCCAAGUCAAAGGGCAAUGUUGGGAUACUCGCGCCCAUCGCCAUCGGUUUCAUCGUCGGAGCUAACAUUCUAGCCGGCGGCGCCUUUGACGGGGCCUCCAUGAACCCAGCUGUCUCGUUUGGGCCUGCAUUGGUCAGCUGGGACUGGACCAACCACUGGGUCUAUUGGGCCGGCCCACUUAUCGGAGGUGCAAUUGCUGGGGUUGUCUAUGAGCUUGUUUUCAUUAGCCACACUCAUGAGCCCUUGGCAAACACAGAGUUUUAAGGGCAUAAUUGAUAAAAUAAAAAAAUUUAAAAAAAAAAAAAAUUGAAAGGUAGUGUGGUCGGUGUGUGUGACCACAAGGGUGUGACCACAAGCUUUUUUUUUUCUUUUUUUUUCCGGUUGUGUUUAUUUAAGUUUGAGGUAUCUAUUAAUUGUUCUCUGUAUUUUUGUUUUUGAUUUUGUUGUUUUGAGAAUUGGCCACAAUUGAUUUCACUGUCAUUGUCAUAUUGGGCCAUUAUGUCACUCGUUUUUUGAACUGUUUGUUUGUAGUGUACCAUCCAUGUGCUUCAAUUAUUUUUAUGGGGUGUCUAUUUUGUGUCA